Molecule: messenger RNA, 804 nt
Organism: Bathycoccus prasinos
Lineage: Eukaryota; Viridiplantae; Chlorophyta; Mamiellophyceae; Mamiellales; Bathycoccaceae
Product: PREDICTED: similar to Zinc finger protein 271 (Zinc finger protein 7) (HZF7) (Zinc finger protein ZNFphex133) (Epstein-Barr virus-induced zinc finger protein) (ZNF-EB) (CT-ZFP48) (Zinc finger protein
Exons: 1
Coding region: 1-804 (267 amino acids)
Biological process (GO): regulation of transcription by RNA polymerase II
Cellular component (GO): nucleus
Molecular function (GO): RNA polymerase II cis-regulatory region sequence-specific DNA binding; DNA-binding transcription factor activity, RNA polymerase II-specific
Source: RefSeq, a predicted model, not a curated record
AUGGGAGGACGAAGGAAAAAUCCACAUCCGAAAAGAGCGGAAAAUGCGAGGACGGUUUUGAAGGAAGAGAAAGAAGAACCAAAGGUGUUGUGUUUGAAGAUUCCUCCUCCUGUUGUGGACGACGAUGAUGAUGAAGUCGUUGGGGAAGUCGAGAUACAAGAUGAGAUUAUACGAAAAGAAAUGACGACUGCGACGAAGAAAGCGGCGAAGAGAAAGAGAGGGCAACACGAGUGCGGUGUUUGCGGGAGAAUGUGUACUACACCAUCACUAUUGGCUACACACAUGCGUAUUCACACGAACGAGAAACCGUAUGAAUGCGAUGUGUGUGAGAAGCGUUUUAGUCGAGCUGAUAGUUUGAGAGACCACAUGCGUAUUCACACGAACGAGAAACCGUAUGAAUGUGAUGUUUGCGAUAAAGCUUUUCGUCAAUAUGGUCAUUUGCAAACCCACAUGCGUAUUCACACGAACGAGAGGCCGUACGAGUGUGAUGUGUGCGAGAAGCGUUUUCGUGAAUCUGGUACUUUGCAAAGCCACAUGCGCAUUCACACGAACGAAAAACCGUACGAGUGCGAUGUGUGCGAGAAGCGUUUUCGUCAAUCUAGUGAUUUGAGAAGCCACAUGCGUAUUCACACGAACGAGAAGCCGUACGAGUGUGAUGUGUGCGAUAAAGCUUUUCGUCAUUCUAAUGCUUUGAAAAUCCACAAGCGUAUUCACACGAACGAGAAGCCGUACGCAUGUGCCGUCUGCGAGAAGCGUUUUAGUCGAUCUGAAAGUUUGAAAAAGCACACACGUCGCUGGCACUAA